GCCAUUCUCUCUGUUCUGCAGCCUACGGCGACUUUGAGCUAAACCCGGCGAGGUUAUAUAUAUCUCCGGCAAGAACCACCUUUCAUUAGUUCACUCACACAGAAGCUCUCAAACACACGACGAACUCACACAACAAAUUCACCUGUACCUUCAACCUCAGUUUCCAGAAACCGACAGCUUCCUCUUCUCUUCUUUUACAGACAAAAUCUCCGACGACCAACCCUCAGAUUGAAGAAACAAAUGAAUGAAGUUCUCAGAAAGAGUUCUUCCUCCCGUGAAUGUUUCCUUAAGAUUUAUAGAUGUCGCCACUAUUCAACCACUCCAAGCAUAAAAAACAUGUUCGAUAGGUAUGUCGACAAAAACAAUGUCUUCUCCUGGAACUCAAUCAUAGCUGAGUUGGCUCGGGGCGGUGACGCUGUCGAAGCCCUUCGCGCUUUCUCCUCCAUGCGGAAGAUCUCUCUCACACCCAACCGUUCUUCUUUCCCCUGCGCUGUGAAGUCUUGUUCCGCCUUAUAUGAUCUCCUUUCUGGCAGGCAAAUCCACCUACAGGCUUUUAUUUUUGGAUUCCAGUCUGAUCUUUUUGUGUCAUCAGCUCUCAUCGAUAUGUAUUCUAAAUGUGGCCUCUUGCAGGACGCAAGGAAGCUGUUCGAUGAAAUUCCCCUGAGAAAUGUGGUUUCUUGGACUUCCAUGCUCACCGGUUAUGUCCAAAAUGGCUAUGCCUGGGAUGCACUAGCUCUGUUCAAGCAACUUCUGUUGGAGGAAAUGUGGAAUGAAGGGGAGACAGAAAUGUUUGUCGAUUCAAUUACAAUGAUCUCUGUUCUAUCUGCGUGUGCCCACAUAUCAAAGAAAAGCUUCACAGAAGGGGCUCAUGGGCUCGUUAUCAAGAGAGGAUUUGAAGAAGAGUUGGGUGUGGGGAACACUUUGAUUGACGCGUAUGCAAAAUGCGGUGAUGUGGGUUUGUCUAAGAAGGUUUUCGAUGUGAUGAAUGAGAAAGAUGAUAUUUCUUGGAAUUCAAUGAUUGCUGUUUGUGCACAACAGGGGCUAGCUGAAGAUGCCAUGAAUCUGUUUCAUGAUAUGGUCAGAGAUGGAAGUGUUUCCCAUAAUGCUAUCACUUUAUCAUCUGUCUUAAUAGCUUGUGCACAUUCCGGAGCCUUACAAUCUGGAAAAGCCAUACAUAAUCAGGUUGUAAAGAUGAACUUGGAAGAUAAUGUUUUUGUGGGCACUUCAAUCAUCGACAUGUACAGCAAAUGCGGGAGAGUAUCAACAGCAAGUAAAGCAUUCAACCGCAUGAAUUACAAGAAUGUCAAAACAUGGACAGCCAUAAUUGCAGGACACGGCAUGCAUGGCCACGCCAGAGAAGCUCUAGAACAUUUCAACCAAAUGAUAAAGGCAAAAGUCAAACCUAAUUACAUAACCUUUGUGGCUGUUCUCGCAGCUUGUAGCCACGCCGGUCAAUUAGAUGAAGGCUGGCAUUGGUUUAAAACGAUGAAACAUGGCUAUAAUAUAGAACCGGGGUUAGAGCAUUACGGCUGCAUGGUUGAUCUAUUGGGUCGAGCCGGAUAUUUGAAAGAAGCUUACGAUCUGAUAAAAGAAAUGAAAGUUAAGCCAGACAAUGUCGUUUGGGGUUCCCUUCUUGCUGCUUGCAGGAUUCACAAGAAUGUUGAGCUAGCAGAGAUAUCUGCUAACAAGUUGUUUCAGUUAGACCCGAGAAACUGCGGGUAUUAUCUUUUGCUUUCGAAUAUAUAUUCCGAUGCUGGGAGAUGGAAGGAAGCUGAAAAAACGAGACUUUUUAUUCAGAGUCACGGGCUGAUGAAAGUACCAGGGUUCAGCCUGGUGGAGGUAAAAGGUUUGGUUCAUGUGUUUUUGGUUGGAGACAAAGAACAUCCUCAGAGAAACAAAAUAUAUGAAUACUUGGAUGAACUGUCGUUGAAGAUGCAAGAAGCUGGGUAUGUGGCAAAUAUGACGUCGGUUUGUCAUGAUAUUGACGAGGAAGAAAAGGAAAUGGUGCUGCGAGUUCACAGCGAAAAGUUGGCGGUUGCUUUCGCAUUGAUGAGCACGGUUGAUGGGACGACAGUUCAGGUUAUUAAGAAUCUUAGAGUUUGUAGCGAUUGUCAUACUGCGAUCAAGUUGAUUGCGAGAAUAACGAAUAGGGAGAUUGUCGUGAGAGAUUCUAAGCGAUUUCAUCAUUUUAAGGGUGGGGUUUGCUCUUGUGGUGACUAUUGGUGAUGUUGAGAUGGUUUUAAAAUGUUCUUUAUUAAUACUAAAGAGUAGAAUUUGAUUUUAUCAUUCC
This is a messenger RNA of Impatiens glandulifera, 2290 nucleotides long. Its product is annotated as pentatricopeptide repeat-containing protein At3g26782, mitochondrial. Gene Ontology annotation, molecular function: zinc ion binding; RNA binding; protein binding. The transcript has 2 exons. NCBI's taxonomy places the organism in Eukaryota, Viridiplantae, Streptophyta, Magnoliopsida, Ericales, Balsaminaceae. Bases 241 to 2226 code for a protein of 661 amino acids. The record is from RefSeq and is a predicted model, not a curated record. Gene Ontology annotation, biological process: RNA modification.